GUCAGUUUGACAUAACACGAGUAUUGCCAUGUUAAAUCUUUUUCCACUUUGAUCACUUCUCGAUUUUGUUCCUUGAUUCUUCUGAAUUUGUUGAAAAGGCGUUGCUUAUUUGGAUAAUAUAUUAAUAUUUAGUAUAAUUUGAAUAUUUAUUAGAAAAACUUGUGCUGUUUAAAAAAAAAAUCCAUUUAUUUCCGAAUUUAAUUUUAUAAUGUAUUUUAAAUUUUAAUAUUUUAUAUUGUGAUCUAUUUUAUUUUUUAGAUAUCUUAUUUCUUUGGGUGCAACCGAAUUUAAUUACUUUCAUUCAUUUUAUUUUAUUUAAAUGUAUGGCAUCAACGUUUUUAUGUAUUUGUUUUAAAUGGUCGUUUUUUCUUCAAAAUCAGUAAAAUUAUGUUAUUAUAUAACAAGCGACUAACAAGUUAGAUUUCUACGUCAAAUGUAUGGCUUUUUUCUAAUAACGCCAGGCAACAUUAAAACAUUUUCUGUUGUGUGUGUGGGUACUCUGUGUUUUUUAAAUUAAAAUUUCAAUUGAAUCUUUUUUGUAGCCGGUUAUCUAAGUUUUAGAAAUACUAAACUAAUUUAAACUGUGAAAAUGUCAAGUGUGCCUUUUGUUGAAUUCAACAACGAAUUGAAAUGUCCGAUAUUAGGAUUGGGAACCUGGAAGUCGAAGCCAGGCGAGGUGACGCAGGCAGUCAAGGAUGCCAUUGACAUUGGCUACCGACACAUCGACUGUGCCUAUGUUUACGGAAACGAGAAGGAAGUCGGAGAAGCUAUAACCAGCAAAAUUAAGGAAGGAGUCGUAACGAGGGAAGAUCUGUUCAUAACUUCGAAACUGUGGAACACGUUUCAUCGCCCGGACUUGGUGCGCGGUGCCCUGCAGGAGACCCUGGACAAUCUGAACGUUCAGUACUUGGAUCUGUACCUGAUACACUGGCCCCAGGCCUACAAGGAAGACGGCUCUCUCUUCCCGACCGACCAAUCAGGUAAAAUCCAGUUCUCGGACGUCGAUUACGUGGACACCUGGAAGGCUAUGGAGCCGCUCGUCAAAGAGGGUCUGGUCAAGAGCAUCGGAGUCUCCAACUUCAACUCGAAGCAGCUGGAGAGGUUGCUGCAGCACGCGACUGUCAAGCCGGUCGUCAAUCAGGUGGAAUGUCAUCCUUACCUCAACCAGAAACGCCUCAAGGAGUUCUGUGAGGCUCGCGGCGUGAAGAUCACAGCGUACUCUCCCCUCGGCUCGCCGGACAGACCCUGGGCCAAGCCCGACGACCCCCAGCUCAUGGAGGACCCCAAACUGAAGGCCAUCGCUGACAGACUCGGGAAGACUGUCGCCCAGGUCCUCAUCAGAUACCAGAUCGACAGCGGGAACAUCGUGAUCCCGAAGUCCGUGACGAGGAGUCGGAUCGCGAGCAACUUUGACGUGCUCGACUUCAAGCUCUCCCGGGAGGACGUCGCCCUCAUCGACUCGUUCGACUGCGGCGGUCGGCUGGUGCCCAUGACAGCUUCCCUCGGGCACAAGCAUCACCCGUUCGAAAAUGAAGAAUUUUAAUUGAAACAUUCGUAAUAAUGUUGAAUAUUUGUAAUUUUAGAUGCGAUUAACGAACGAAUUUACGUUAAAUAAAGACAUUUUUGAUGA
Bombyx mori (domestic silkworm) is the source of this 1630-nucleotide messenger RNA. Its product is annotated as aldo-keto reductase family 1 member B1. The transcript has 8 exons. Gene Ontology annotation, molecular function: aldose reductase (NADPH) activity. Lineage: Eukaryota; Metazoa; Arthropoda; Insecta; Lepidoptera; Bombycidae. The record is from RefSeq and is a predicted model, not a curated record. The coding region runs from base 590 to 1543 and encodes 317 amino acids. Gene Ontology annotation, cellular component: cytosol.